This is a messenger RNA of Staurois parvus, 1662 nucleotides long. NCBI's taxonomy places the organism in Eukaryota, Metazoa, Chordata, Amphibia, Anura, Ranidae. The record is from the annotation of a GenBank genome assembly.
AUGGUUCGUUGUAUGAAGCUGGGCCCGGUGGUGAGGGCCUCUGGCCGGGCCUUGAGUACGGCGGCCGGGAGGCAGCAGAGGAGGGCGCUGGCGGCGGAAACGGCGGAUCAAGAUCAAGUCACAAGGAAGAAUUUUGCAGAUGUCCAAAGAGAAAGAAAAGAACAAGCCAAGAACUCUGUAUUAAUAAGCUGUCCCUCUAAGAUUAAUGAGAAGAAAUUUUUAAAGCAUUUAUCACGACAUGGAGAAGUUGCCAAUCACUUCUUUUUUGACAGCCAUGGGGUUCAUGCACUGGUGGAGUUUGUGAAUACAGAAAGUAUUAUUUCACUUCUUUCUGCUACAAAAGUUCCAGACAAUGAAGAUACCUGUGUUCUGCCAUUUAAAUCUAGAUUUAUUAAAGUGAAGUCACAAGAAUUGGAUCUACAUCAUGUCAAAUGCACCCCACAGACUUCUGUUUCUAUCAACCAGUUAUUAAAGAAACUAAGCGGUGCUAAAAAUAUUGUAGAUCAAGCUCAUAUCAUCUUAGAUGAACUUCAGCUAACAGAGGAAAGUAUCAGAGUUCGUUAUCUGGUCAGCUCUUUAGUCAGUGACAUCGCCACUGCCUACUUCCCUGAAGCCACUGUUCAUCUCUAUGGCUCCAGUGUUAAUUCCUUUGGAAAGAUGGGAUGUGACUUGGACCUCUUCUUAAAUUUGGAUAGUUUAAAAGAUGUGUCUGGAAAGCCUGCUAGUUCAUUCGUCACAGAAUAUUGGAUGAGACAGGUCUCCUCUGGCAGAGUAGCCCAGCAGAAGGUUCUUUCUGUCAUUGGUGAAUGUAUUGAAAGUUUUGGCCCUGGGUGCACAGAAGUGCAUAAAAUCCUGAGUGCACGCUGCCCUCUGGUACGCUUUUACCACCAGUCCGCGGGUCUUCACUGUGACCUCACAGCAGACAAUGAAAUUGCGCUGAGAACUUCAGAGCUUUUGUACAUAUUUGGGAACAUUGAUAGUCGAGUGCGACCUCUUGUCUUCACUUUGCGUUGUUGGGCUCGUGUGCAUGGGAUCACUAGCUCUGUGUCUGGACACUGGAUCACUAACUUCUCCCUCACCACGAUGAUCUUGUUCUUCUUACAGAAGAGAAAUUCACCUGUUAUCCCAACUCUAGAUCAGCUGAAGAAUCUUGCAGGUAAAAAUGACAAACGCAUCAUUGAAGACAACGACUGCACAUUUGUCAGUGACCUGAGCAAAAUUAAGCCUUUGGAAAACACAGAACCACUAGAUACGCUCCUAAUAGAGUUUAUGGAGUUUUAUGGAACUUUUGACUUCAGCAAGAAUUGUAUAGAUAUUCGCAAGGGUGUAGAGAAAAACAAGCCAGAUUCCUCUCCUCUGUACAUCCAGAAUCCUUUUGAACAGUCGCUGAACAUAAGUAAAAAUGUCAACAAGUGUCAACUAGAGCGAUUUGUCCAUUUAGUUCAGGAGGGUUCCUGGACUCUGCAGAAGCAAGCCAGUCAGCCAUUGGAGAAAGGGAAAGAACACUGGGGACUUGCCUCAAUACUAUUCCCUACUGACUCUGAUGGAUUAUUCCGCUCAAAGAAAAGACUGGACGCUAAUAGAUUAGGCAGUAUCCUAGAUUCUUUAAAAGUCAGUAAUAACAACAGAAAAACGACAACCCAGAAGCAGACAAAACACUAA